AUGGCCUCAAUAAUGCAGCGCCGCAUGCUGUCCAAGGCGGACGAGGAGACGACCGACGAAGUCGAGGUGCGACGAGAGGAUCAGGACAAGAUCAACCGAUUCAGCCGGCUGCACCAGCGUGAGAUUGUCUUGGAGGAGGAGCUGGGCGCAAAGAAUAAGGAAAAGGAGGAACUCGACGACUUGUCCACAGAACUCGAACUUGCCGAUGAGGACGAAAAGAUUCAGUACAAGAUCGGCGAUGCCUUCUUCCACGUCUCCCUAGAGCAGGCUCAGGAGAUGCUCGAAGAAGCCACAGAGAAGCUUGAGGAGGAGUCGACAGAGCUGGAGGAGAAGCUUUCGUCCAUCCGCGAGGACAUGACCAAGCUCAAGGUCGAGCUGUAUGCCAGAUUCGGAAAGCAAAUCAACCUAGAGACCUGA
Fusarium keratoplasticum is the source of this 417-nucleotide messenger RNA. Its product is annotated as Prefoldin subunit 4. Gene Ontology annotation, biological process: protein folding. The record is from RefSeq and is a predicted model, not a curated record. The coding region runs from base 1 to 417 and encodes 138 amino acids. Gene Ontology annotation, cellular component: cytoplasm; prefoldin complex. Lineage: Eukaryota; Fungi; Ascomycota; Sordariomycetes; Hypocreales; Nectriaceae. The transcript is spliced from 4 exons.